Cricetulus griseus (Chinese hamster) is the source of this 1771-nucleotide messenger RNA. The record is from RefSeq and is a predicted model, not a curated record. Lineage: Eukaryota; Metazoa; Chordata; Mammalia; Rodentia; Cricetidae.
AUGGAACUGGAUCUGAGCCCACCUCAUCUCAGCAGCUCCCCAGAAGAUGCGUGCCCAGCUCCUGGGACCCCUCCUGAGACUCCUCCACCCCCUGAUAACCCUCCAGCUGGGGAUGUGAAGCGGUCACAGCCUCUGCCCAUUCCAAGCAGCAGGAAACUUCGAGAAGAGGAGCUUCAGGUGACCUCGCUACCCUCCAUCCCCAACCCGUUCCCUGAGCUCUGCAGCCCGCCUUCACAGAAACCCAUUCUUGGAGGUUCCUCCAGUGCAAGGGGGUUGCUUUCUCGAGAUUCCAGUCGCCUCCAUGUGGUGAAGGUGUACAGUGAGGAUGGGACCUGCCGGUCUGUGGAGGUGGCAGCGGGUGCCACAGCUCGACAUGUGUGUGAAAUGCUGGUACAGCGAGCCCAUGCCCUGGGUGAUGAGAGCUGGGGCCUGGUGGAAUGCCAUCCCUAUUUAGCACUGGAGCGGGGUGUGGAGGACCAUGAGUUUGUGGUGGAAGUGCAGGAGGCCUGGCCUGUUGGUGGAGAUAGUCGCUUUGUCUUCCGCAAAAACUUUGCCAAGUAUGAACUGUUCAAGAGCCCCCCGCAUACACUGUUCCCAGAAAAGAUGGUCUCCAGCUGUCUGGAUGCACAAACAGGCACAUCUCAUGAAGACCUCAUCCAGAACUUCCUGAAUGCCGGCAGCUUCCCCGAGAUCCAGGGCUUUCUGCAGCUUCGGGGCUCUGGCCGGGGCUCAGGCCGAAAGCUUUGGAAACGGUUCUUCUGCUUUCUGCGCCGGUCCGGCCUCUACUACUCCACCAAGGGCACGUCCAAGGACCCGAGGCACCUACAGUAUGUGGCAGAUGUGAAUGAGUCUAAUGCCUAUGUGGUGACCCAGGGCCGCAAGCUCUAUGGGGUGCCCACGGACUUCGGCUUCUGUGUCAAGCCCAACAAGCUUCGAAAUGGCCACAAGGGCCUCCACAUCUUCUGCAGUGAGGAUGAGCAGAGCCGGACCUGCUGGCUCACUGCUUUCCGUCUCUUCAAGUAUGGGAUGCAGUUAUAUAAGAACUAUCAGCAGACUCAGUCUCGUCACCUGCGCCUGUCCUAUUUGGGGUCUUCGCCCUUGAGGAGUGUUUCAGAUAAUACCCUAGUGGCCAUGGACUUCUCUGGCCAUGCUGGGCGUGUCAUAGAGAACCCCCGGGAAGCUCUGAGUGCCGCCAUGGAGGAGGCCCAGGCCUGGAGGAAGAAGACAAACCACCGUCUCAGCCUGCCCACCCCAUGCUCCGGCUCGAGUCUCAGCGCAGCCAUCCACCGCACCCAACCCUGGUUCCACGGACGCAUUUCCCGGGAGGAGAGCCAGCGGCUAAUUGGACAACAGGGUCUGGUGGAUGGUGUGUUCCUGGUCCGGGAGAGUCAGCGCAACCCACAGGGCUUUGUUCUGUCCUUGUGUCACCUGCAGAAAGUCAAGCAUUACCUCAUCCUACCAAGCGAAGAUGAGGGUUGUCUCUACUUCAGCAUGGACGACGGCCAGACCCGUUUCACAGACCUGCUGCAGCUGGUGGAAUUCCACCAGCUGAACCGAGGCAUCCUGCCCUGUGUGCUGCGCCAUUGCUGUGCCCGUGUGGCCCUCUGAGGCCACUGGAGCCGUUACAGCCCAUGGGGCUGCCCACCACCCUUCUGUUCAGUGAACUUGGUGCAGGUGGAUGGCAUGAUGAACUACUGGAGCUCCCCCCAUACUCCAUUCCACUUUUCUCCUGUGUCUUUACCUCCCUCAGGCAACAAAACAUCCCCCGACC